AACAUGCACAAUCAUCACAGUUUUAAUCAUCGGGGUUAAGGUUAUGUAUUGCUUAAACGAAAAAAUUGCAAUUUUCGUUUUGGUUAUUUUCUUGGUCAACAGUCAUCUGGUAUUAGCACAUGGAUCAGAUGCACGUUGUAUAAGUGAAGGCGGAACAUGCCAAAACAUAGCCAGAAAUUGCUUUGGAAACUACAUAAGUAAUUUAUGUGACGGACCACGUGAAAGGAUGUGCUGUGUUGGUUCAUGGGUGACUUUACAUGCACCUCUGAUAGCGACUGUCUUUUGACUGGUUAUCAUUGCUGCACGGGAUCUAUUUACUGUUGUCCGGACGGGUACGUCUGCACCGGGGGCGCCACCUGCAUAAGUAUUGGGGUUAUUGUGGGCCCUAUCGUUGGAGGUGUUGUCCUGAUCGUCAGCUGUAUUGUCGGUUGUAUAUGCUACAAUCGAAGAAGACGACUGCCUCCUCCAACAGUUUAUGCACAACAAGCACCUACAACUGUGGCGUACGGACAACAAGCUUACGGACAACCUCAAGCUUAUGGCCAACAAAAUUACAAAUAAUUUUGAAACAUAUAAGUCAACUGGUGUAUAAUCAUGUAUAAUUGAGCAAUUCACAUUCUAUUCUUUUAUCACAAGGUACUAAGAAGUUUACCGAUGUAAUCAUAUAUUCAUUGAAAUAUUUCAUGGAGACGCUAAUCCUUUGAACCAUGCUACAGUUAUAUAUGUGAG
Molecule: messenger RNA, 729 nt
Organism: Saccostrea cuccullata (small rock oyster)
Lineage: Eukaryota; Metazoa; Mollusca; Bivalvia; Ostreida; Ostreidae
Exons: 5
Coding region: 244-561 (105 amino acids)
Source: RefSeq, a predicted model, not a curated record